Sinocyclocheilus rhinocerous is the source of this 888-nucleotide messenger RNA. Its product is annotated as type-1 angiotensin II receptor B-like. Gene Ontology annotation, cellular component: membrane; external side of plasma membrane. Gene Ontology annotation, molecular function: C-C chemokine receptor activity; C-C chemokine binding. Bases 1 to 888 code for a protein of 295 amino acids. Gene Ontology annotation, biological process: calcium-mediated signaling; immune response; G protein-coupled receptor signaling pathway. The record is from RefSeq and is a predicted model, not a curated record. The transcript has a single exon. NCBI's taxonomy places the organism in Eukaryota, Metazoa, Chordata, Actinopteri, Cypriniformes, Cyprinidae.
AUGCUGAACCAUAGCAGCUCCAGUUUAAACUCCACCAGCUGGACUACAGCUAACCUGGUCAGCGGUGGUCUGAUGGGUCUCUGCUUCUUGGUUGGAGUCCCUGGUAAUAUUGCAGUAAUUGUUUUCAUAGUUUGCCAUUUCAAAAAGGACAAUUUCACCGUUCAUCUGAUGCUGAAUCUGGCAGCUGCGGACAUCUUGUGUUUGAUAACCCUGCCUGUGUGGAUCUACAACCAACUCUACAGCUGGAGUAUCGGUCAGUCGUCCUGCAAGUUUUUCACAGCACUCGUCUACUGCAGCGCAUACUCAAGUCUGAUAGCAGUAACUAUGCUGAGUGUGUAUCGUUGUUUACAAAUUCGGCACCCAACGUUGUGGACCAGGAUGAGCAAGAGAAGAGAGAGAGCACUGCUGAUCAGUGGCUGGGCUCUGGCGCUGCUUUUCUCUUGUCCUGGUGUACUUACACAAGAGAUUGUUCAAGGUGAAUCCAAGAAAUCAUGUGGCAGGAUCUUGUAUUCAGAGGAGUACAGGCUUACUGUUGCCAUACUGGAGAUGCUGCUGGCUUUUUUUCUUCCUUUCACAAUCAUAUUGACUUCAUAUUGUUGCCUACAUAAGAAGGUGACACAGGGAGCAUUCAGCCACAGGCAAAGAUUGACCAAACUGGUGACCCGGAUUGUGGUAACUUUCUUCAUUUUUUAUGCGCCACACCACAUUAUUAAUUUGUUUCAAAUUUUUGAAAUACUUCUCAAAUCAUCAUUACCAGUUUUUUCAGCUAAACUCCAUGAGAUUAGAAAUUCCACAGGUGACAUUGCGGGAAGUCUUACAUUCAUUAACAGCUGUGUGAACCCCUUCCUCUAUGCCAUGGCUUCAAAGACUUUACGUCAACAAACAUGA